Tilletiaria anomala UBC 951 is the source of this 2664-nucleotide messenger RNA. Its product is annotated as glycosyltransferase family 39 protein. The transcript is spliced from 5 exons. Gene Ontology annotation, molecular function: dolichyl-phosphate-mannose-protein mannosyltransferase activity. NCBI's taxonomy places the organism in Eukaryota, Fungi, Basidiomycota, Exobasidiomycetes, Georgefischeriales, Tilletiariaceae. Gene Ontology annotation, biological process: protein O-linked glycosylation via mannose. Gene Ontology annotation, cellular component: endoplasmic reticulum; membrane. Bases 167 to 2605 code for a protein of 812 amino acids. The record is from RefSeq and is a predicted model, not a curated record.
CGAGCCUAGGCAGAAAGCGCCACAUGUCACGAAGACUUCGAGAGUCACAUCAACAAUUCAGUUAGGCAUGUUCGAACUUCUGAUCUGCGACGCUUCAGCAGAUAUAAAGCACAGACCACAGCGUGCUCCGACUCAACCUGAUUCAGCAUAGCAGUGAAAAUUCGAGAUGCCUGCGACGUCGGCAUCGACUUCCAAGGGUGCUGCAUCGCAACUGCGGGCGCGAGGCUCCGGUACCGCGUCUAGGGCGAAUGAAGCCCGGGGUCCCCACAAUGGCGGCGCACACAGUCACACAGACGAACACACUUCUUUAUUGGAGUCUUCAAAAGGCCGCAAGAGGGGAAGCAAGAAUGACAGGGACGCUGAGUGGGAUGGCUUUGCGGAUGAUGAUUUCGCCAGGAAGUACCACGGUUUACCAGUACCAGAAUCCAUCCAUCGCUUAGACUCGGACUAUCCCAUAAUGUUAGUUCUCCUUGCAGUAGCCUUCGCAGCCCGUUUCUACAAGAUCUGGCACCCCAAUCAAGUUGUCUUCGACGAGGUUCAUUUCGGCAAGUUCGCCGCGUAUUACCUCAAACGCGAAUACUUCUUCGACGUACAUCCACCCCUUGCAAAGCUCAUCAACGCGCUCGCUGGCUAUCUUGCCAGGUUCGACGGGAAAUUCGAAUUCGACAAUAUUGGGGACAAGUACCUCGAUCACAACGUGCCUUAUGUCAAGAUGCGCAGCAUGCCCGCGCUCAUGGGUAGUUUGCAGGUGCCUUUGGCCUAUGCAAUCAUGCGUGAAACGGGUCAUUCGCCAAGUAUUGCUUGCCUCAGUGCAGCCAUGAUCUUGCUCGACAACGCUCACAUCGCACAGGACCGUCUAAUUCUGCUAGACGCCGCCCUCGUCCUCUUCAUGAUGUGCAGUCUCCUUUCGUAUAUCAAGUUCUUCAAGGAGCGAUACAACGAGUUCUCUGCUCGUUGGUGGUUCUGGAUGUUUGCCACGGGCACGAAUCUGGCGCUGACCAUGUCAUGCAAGAUGGUUGGGCUCUUCACAUUUCUGUCCAUUGGCAGCGCCGUCGCUCUUGACCUGUGGAACCUGCUCGACAUUCGGAGAGGGCAUUCUAUGACGCACAUCUCGAAACACUUUUUUGCGCGUGUUCUCGGCCUGAUCGUCUGGCCAGCAUGCGUCUACAUCUUCUGGUUCUGGGUGCAUUUUGCCAUUCUGACGAAGAGUGGCACGGGCGACGCUUUUAUGACGAGCGAAUUUCAGCAGACUCUGGAAGGCAAUCCCAUGCUAAGCAGUGCACGAGAUGUUCAUUAUGGAGACCGCAUCACCGCCAUGCAUAAGGGAACCAAUGUGUAUCUGCAUUCGCAUGUCGAGCGUUGGCCCCUCAAAUACGAUGACGGCCGCAUUUCAUCCCAGGGUCAGCAGGUCACGGGCUACCCGCACAAUGACACAAACAACAUCUGGGAAAUCUUCCCCGCGACCGAAUUACCCGAGGAUGUGAGCGGGGACGCGGCUGCUGUGCGCCAUGGCGACAUUAUCCGCUUGCUGCAUGUCAACACGCAGAGCUAUCUGCUCGCACAUGAUGUUGCCUCUCCCCUCAUGCCAACCAACGAGGAAUUUACAACGUGGCCUUGGAACGACACGAGCAGGUACAACGACACACUCUUUGAGCUACAGAUCGAAGGAGUCAACGACAAACAGAACAUCUGGAAAUCAAAGAGCAGCUUGUUCAGGCUGAUUCACGUCCCUACGCGCGUGAGCAUGUGGACUCACGCGGAGCCGCUGCCUGAAUGGGGCUUCCAGCAGCAAGAGAUCAACGGAAACAAAAAUGCACUGGACAAGACGGCCUUGUGGUACGUUGAUGACUUGCAUCCAGAUGAGAAGGCCAGCGAUCACGAGGAACGAUUGAAGCCCUUGCCACCUCGCAAGAGGACGCAUAUGAACUUCUUCCGGAAAUUCUUCGAAUUGCAGCUUACUAUGCUCCAUCAGAACAGUCAGCUCACAUCUUCGCAUCCAUACGCGAGCAACCCGAUCAAUUGGCCUUUUCUUAUCACAGGAAUAUCGUUCUGGACCGAAAAUGACACCCAGAAGCAGAUUUACAUGAUCGGCAAUGUCAUCAGCUGGUGGGCCGGAGUCCUGAGCAUCAGCAUCUACUGCGGCGUCAUGGCUGCGGACGCUCUCGCGCGCCGGCGCGGCAUUUACCCAAUCCCUUCUGCAGUGCGCAGCCGAAUGAUCAAUUCCGUCGGCUUCUUCGUCGCAACAUGGGCCUUCCACUACCUUCCAUUCUUCGUAAUGAACAGGCAACUCUUUGUGCACCACUACCUACCCGCUCACGUUAUCUCUUGCCUCGUCACUGGUGCUAUCUUCAACUUUGUGGGCACAGAGACGGUCAACUUCCCUAUUUCGCGACCUGGACCCUUACUCAAACCAGGCAGGGUACGGCCUGUCAUGCGCAACGUACUCGGAAAGCGAUCGCGCGCCGUCUGUGGUGCAUUUGUUGGCGCGCUCAUCAUCGUAUUUUGGUGGCUGAGCCCCCUAACAUACGGCACGCCGGGGCUAAGCAGCUACGAGGUUCAUCAGCGCAAACUCCUGACUAGCUGGACGCUACACUUUGCGAAAUGAUGCAAUGAUGAUCAUGUAAGAGUACAACAAGCGGUAUUGAGAAAGGUCGAACACAUGGU